AUUCAGGUGUCAAUGGUCUCAAGAUUAAAGCAUGAUAAUUUUGUUGAACUGCUGGGUUACUCUGUUGAAGGAAACAUGAGGCUAUUGGCUUAUGAGUUUGCCACGAUGGGCUCGCUACAUGAUGUUUUGCAUGGUAGGAAAGGAGUGCAAGGUGCACAACCUGGACCUGUACUCAGCUGGAUGCAGCGCGUGAGAGUUGCCAUUGAUGCUGAAGGGUUAGAGUACCUUCAUGAGAAGGUUCAACCUUCGAUAAUACAUAGAGAUAUCAGGUCAAGCAAUGUUCUUUUGUUUGAGGACUUCAAAGCAAAGAUUGCAGACUUCAAUCUUUCAAAUCAGGCUCCUGACAUGGCUGCUCGUCUCCAUUCAACUCGAGUGUUGGGAACUUUCGGUUACCAUGUCUGCAGAUAUGCGAUGACUGGUCAGCUGACACAGAAAAGUGAUGCUAGCUUUGGUGUUGCUCUUUUGGAGCUGCUAACAGGCAGGAGUAGACCAGUGGACCAUACAAUGCCUAGAGGCCAGCAGAGCUUAGUCACUUGGGCAACUCCAAGACUGAGUGAGGACAAGGUCAAACAAUGUGUAGAUCCAAGGCUGAAGGGAGAAUAUCCGCCGAAAGGGGUUGCAAAGCUCGCAGCAGUGGCAGCUCUCUGUGUCCAAUACGAAUCCGAGUUCAGGCCGAAUAUGAGCAUUGUCGUCAAGGCUCUCACACCUCUUCUUUCACAACCGAAGCCUGCUCCACCCGCCGAGGCUCCCUCUCCUACUGAACUCUAAAUAUGGUGCGCGCUUCUCCGUCGUUUGUUAACAAAGGUUCUGCAAUUCCUUGAUUGUAGGCAUCAUCAUCAUCAUCAUCAUCUUCCACUCUUUUUCAUAUUCCUAAUCCUCAGAUUGCUUUUGGCUCCUUAACUGACAUUUGAGGCACAAGUGAAUCAUCCUUUUGAUGAGGGACCUUUGCUAUUUAUUGUAUAUUUUGUCUGCUUGAAAUGUUUGUGAUUAAAUUCAUUCCUCUGUUUCUGCUGAUGAUAUGAUAUGAAGUGACGUCUUUUUAUUUGUAAUCGUCUGAAGCUUCUACUUGUUUUACCUUUUUAACUGCUGUACUGCAAGAACAGAUGUCAAUGUGGCUUGUAAUUACAUUUAUUUUAAUCUUUUUUUAUUGAUAAA
Molecule: messenger RNA, 1155 nt
Organism: Dioscorea cayenensis subsp. rotundata (Guinea yam)
Lineage: Eukaryota; Viridiplantae; Streptophyta; Magnoliopsida; Dioscoreales; Dioscoreaceae
Product: PTI1-like tyrosine-protein kinase 3
Biological process (GO): protein phosphorylation
Molecular function (GO): ATP binding; protein tyrosine kinase activity
Source: RefSeq, a predicted model, not a curated record